UAACUUAUUUACAUUCAACCAGAUAGUGAGAACGUUCAUUGUCAUACAUACACAGAUAAUGCAUGAGUAUAAUGCUUUAAGAAUUAUUAAUGUAAAUAUCAUUCUACUGGCAAGUGUGACAUGUAGGUUCAACCGUUUUAGUUUCGCGUAAUGAUAGUGUAAAACGGAAUUAAACAGGUUAUAUUCAAACAAAAAUAGCACUGAAGUUAAUGAAAAUUAAUAUUCGGUAAAAUGGACAUCAUCGACAUAGCAACCCUUUUAGCCGCCUUUUUCGUGGGGAUCUACCUUUUCGUAAAAUGGCGAUAUAAAUAUUGGCAACGAAAAGGCGUUCCUUACAUAGAACCCGAAUUGUAUUACGGCAACGUCAGAAAAAUGAUCAAAAGAGAAAUCAGCUUCGGUGAACAAUUUAAGGAAAUCUACGACGAAUUAAAGUCAAGAGGCGUGAAACAUGGAGGUGCUUUCGCUCUUUUUACCCCGCUGUACAUGCCCAUAGACCCUGGAAUAAUAAAGUGCAUCCUUCAGAGCGAUUUCAAACACUUCAUGAACCACGGGGUGUUCGUUAACGAGGAGAACGACCCGUUGACUGGACACCUUUUCAACUUGGAGGGGCAGAAGUGGAGGAGGAUGAGAACCAAACUAACACCAACUUUUACAUCGGGCAAAAUGAAGAUGAUGUUCCACACAUUUCUGGCUUGCACCGAGGAUCUAGAAGGAGUGCUGAACGACCACGCCAUUAUUCAGGACGCCGUGAAUAUUAAGGACAUUACAUCACGCUUUACAAAUGACGUCAUCGUAUCCUGCGCCUUUGGGAUGGACUGUAACAGCCUCAAAAACCCGAACAACGAAUUUUUAAAGUUUGGUCAAAACAUCUUCAAUAGCGGCAUCCUAGGUAGAAUAAAGCAACUAAUUGUCAUGCUCGUUCCGAGACAAGUUUUGAUUAAAAUCGGUUUUAAACAGACCAGCAGUGCAACUGAGUCGUUUUUCAUGAAAGUCAUCAAGGACAUAGUAACUUAUAGAGAAAGUAAUAAUAUAGUCAGGAAGGAUGUCAUGUCCUUAUUGAUCCAGAUGAAGAAUAAAGGAAGUAUGUCAGAUGAAGAUGUUGUUAAAGAAAAUGAAGAAAAAGACUCACUGUUGACUAUGAACGAACUCACCGCACAAUGUUUGGUAUUCUAUUUGGCAGGCUUUGAAACGUCGGCGACCACAAUGACAUUUGCAUUGUAUGAAUUAGCUCUAAAUCAGAACAUUCAAGAUAAAUUGAGGGAAGAAAUCUGUUCGGUGCUGAAAAAACACAACGGCAAUAUAACGUAUGAAGCUGUAUCUGAAAUGACUUAUCUAGACAAAGUGCUGAAUGAAACCUUGAGAAAACAUCCUCCAGUUCCAGGAACAAUUAGAGUCUGUAAUGAAAAUUUUACAAUACCAGGAACGAAUGUUGUCAUAAAGGCCGGCACAAAAGUUCACAUACCCAUAUAUGGAAUUCAAAAUGACCCAGAAUAUUAUCCUGAUCCGGAUACUUUCGAUCCUGAAAGAUUUAGCCCGGAAAAUAAAGAAAAUAGGCCAGCAUUCACUUAUCUGCCAUUCGGAGAAGGUCCUAGGAUAUGUAUAGGUUUAAGAUUUGGCCUGAUGCAGAGCAAAGUAGGGAUUCUUAAGAUUAUUCAGAACUUCAUGGUGACAUUGAACGAAAAAACUGCGAACCCCAUGAGACUGGAUACGAGAGCUUUUAUCUUAGGAGUACGAGGAGGUGUAUGGCUAAAUGUUGCUAGAAUAACUUGACUUAGUUACAGUAUUCAAUUAUUAGUACAGAUACCUAGUUGUACCACGCAAGUAUUUUAAUAACUAACUUUUACGAUAUAUCAUAAAAAAGAAUCAGUAACAUACAGUUAAAGUUAGGCUUUUUCUUAAGAAUGUCCAUCUUCAAUAUGUCAACUCAUUCAUGGUUGGAAGAAAUUAUUUAAAAAUAUUAAUGCUUUUAAUGGAAUGAAAGAUAUUCAAUACAAGUAUAGGAAAAAUUGAGUGAAGUUUUUCUUUUCAUAAAUGUGUUGUUUUAAAAAAGGAAAAAAAUAUAAUUUCAAACAAAAGUCAUAGGCAUACACAUCAUGUUUUGAAAAAUAGGUUGACACCCCUACUGGUAGUUAAUUGUACCAAAUUAUAAGCUAUCAUUAUAUUGUGUUCUAGAAAUUAAAUAAAAAUAUUUUCAAAAAA
Molecule: messenger RNA, 2199 nt
Organism: Anoplophora glabripennis (Asian longhorned beetle)
Lineage: Eukaryota; Metazoa; Arthropoda; Insecta; Coleoptera; Cerambycidae
Product: probable cytochrome P450 6a20
Exons: 5
Coding region: 232-1770 (512 amino acids)
Molecular function (GO): monooxygenase activity; oxidoreductase activity, acting on paired donors, with incorporation or reduction of molecular oxygen; iron ion binding
Source: RefSeq, a predicted model, not a curated record